Molecule: messenger RNA, 6311 nt
Organism: Drosophila elegans
Lineage: Eukaryota; Metazoa; Arthropoda; Insecta; Diptera; Drosophilidae
Product: hybrid signal transduction protein dokA-like
Exons: 1
Coding region: 4979-6292 (437 amino acids)
Source: RefSeq, a predicted model, not a curated record
AAAUCUUCUAAAUCGGCCGUUAUAGCACUGGGAUGGAUUUCUCUAAUACAGAAGAUAGCAGACCGUGAUUCCAACAUCUUCAAAACCGAAAAAAAAAUUAAUUGAAUAUCAAUCUUUAUUCUAUCAAAUAACUUUAUUAUCUUCAAACCAAAGAAUUACAGACGCAAGAACAAAAAUAAUGUAUGAGUUAUGGGAUAACACUUCAAUUUUUUAUGAAACUUUGGACAUCAUAUUUCAAAUUGAAGCAACUAGCAACGUUACUAUUAUGAUCAUGGUCAUGAUUCAAUUUGAAUCUAAAAGCAAUAAGACAUUUAUACUACAAAAAUAUACGGAAAAAAUAUCGAAAUGCUUUGUAAAGAGUAUGGUCUCAUGCAAAUACAAACCUGACAAGUCGUUCAUAGCAGCCUGCCGUCCAUUACUGGAGUCACUCACCGAAAAAGAAUUUGAUUCCUAUGUAUACCCAGCUUUACAGAGGGCAAUAUUACCAAGCCCGGAAAAUACACUUGAAAGUAUUGGGCUAACUUUUAAAAUGUUGAAUUUUGAUUGUAGUCGCUAUGCUCAAAAAAUUGGAAAAGUUCUUAUAAAAAAUUUGUACAGCAAAGGGGACAUCGUACGAAGAGAGUCACUAGAAUUUUUAAAGCUAAUAUCCACUAAAUGUUCUGAUUGGGUUAUCGUUAAAGAUUUACUGUCCCAUAUUUUUUCUGUGCUAAAUGGAUCCGAUGGCAAAAUAAACGUAAUAUAAUAUAGGCUCAAUAUUUUACAGGUAAUCUACACAUAUAGUUUUAAAAAAAUAUGUUUCUAAAAUUUGUACUUUCAAAACUUUUUAUAUCUUUACACACAUCAAGUUUUAAAGACGAUCCGUUUACACGAAUCCAUCCUUAAAUUGUACAUUUUAGCAUAGUUUCGUUAUAAUUGUAUAUGACUAGAAAUAUGGUAAUUUUAUAAGAUUUCAGUGAUAUUAUUUAGAUGUCAUAAUAUGAUUGGGAUCCAGUUGACCAUAACAUUUUUUUGAAAUUAGACUUGGAAAUUUAUUUCAUUGAUAAAUCGAAACCAAAUUGGAUCAUUGCAUACCCGUAAAUUAUAGAGUAUACAAGUUCGUUUGUCUGUUAGUCCGUAAAUUAGUCAAAAGAUUAAAAAUGCGGAUUCUUUUGAUUUUAAGAGCACAGUUUAUAUCAAAAAUGUUGGAUUUUUUGUGGUAAAUAUCCAAAGAUUUAUAUACAUAUAAAGUGUACCCAGCUUAAUAAUAUCGCCGCAAAUUUAUUGCUUGCCGUGACAUUAAAUUGUCGAUUUAGAUAUGUCCGUCAGUAUGCACGUGAUCUGAAAAACUAAAAAUGCUGGAAACUAUUCAAUUCAGGGAUUUGCGAUUUCACAAUAUUAAUAUUAGAAUUGGGUGUACAAAUAAGUUCGUUCGGUUUCAUUUACAGGUGUCGCUACUUUUUAUUGCGCUUCAAAAAUGUCUGCUUUGCUUUGGUUUUACUUCGCUACUGCAGUACGAAGAAAAAGGCUGCCAAAAAACUCCGUAUUUAAGCUGAAGCUUAUGGUACAAAUGCAAACGUGUUAAAAGUGGUUUGACCGGUUCAAAAGAGGAAGUUUCCAAUUGGACAACAAAGAACGAGCCGGAGCGCUCGUACUACCAGCUAUGAAAAGACAACUUUUGAAAACUUGUUUCUUGAAGGUAGCUUUAAAAAUGAGGGAUUAGUUUGUGUGGAAACGGACGGAAAGUUCGACGGACAGAAGGACAGACAAGAAUAUAAAUACUUUAUAAGGUCGGAAAUUUAUCUUUUACUGCGUUGCAAACUUCUGACUGAAAUUAUAAUACCCUCUACAAAGGUAUAAAAAGGAGCGGCUUACGGUGCGUAAAGCCUGGACUCACAGUGAUAUUUAAAAAAAUUGAUUUUUUUAAUAUGUAAGUUUAUUUUCCGGAUGAACGAAAAAUAUGCGACUUUUAAUUUUCCAGCUGUUUUAAUUGUCUGUAAAAAUAUAACAAAAAUUAAAAAAAAAAACUUCUUCAUCCGCAAGUAUUUAAUGUAUUAAAGACGUGUGCAAAAUUUCAUUUAGAUCGGACCAUUACCUCUUGAGUUACGUUACACUCCUAUUUAGUUUUGAGAAAAACGCAUCUAAAGAUUUUACAUACCACAUACCUUCCUUGAGUACGAUUAAGAGAUAAUCAGUAUCUCAGAGAGUUUUAGUCCGAUCGUCACGAAAUUUUCACAGGACAUCUAUGAGAUGUUGUACUUUUAAUUACAAAUUAAUUACCAAAAAAACAACGGACGUAUUGUGUUUCGGUCCGCCGUGCGAUUAAAAAUAUAGUGAAAAUAUCCGAAAUUUAAUUCGCGAAAGGACCCUUAGGGUAGGCAUGAGUAUGUGUGCUCGUGCCCAUGAUAAUUUUCAAAUUUUUCAAUAAAAAACUAUUUAAAGGAUAUAGUAAAAAAAAGAGGUGACGUAUAAGAACGCAAGCUCUAAAAACAAAGUUUAAAAAAUGACGCGGAUUAGUUAUCAGCAAAAAAAUGGCGUAAACAAAUUUUACCUCACAUCCAUUAAAAGGGGCAAUAUAAAUAAAACCUAAAAAAAUUACUACACCUACCAACUGAAAAGUAGCAAAGGACUGCAAGUGGUAAUUAAAGGAAUCGAAUCGACAGUUCCGAUUGAUGAGAUAAAAGCGGCACCUAAAAGGGCUUUGACGUCAAAAUGGCCAUGAAUAUAAAAAAAUAUAAAUUCCCCAAAUUGCAACCUGAAAAUAUGCACUUAAAAAUAAUGAAGUUCAACCAAUUUAUAAACUUCAAUACCUACUGCACCGCAGAAUCACCAUUGAGAAAUUGUCAGGAAUAUAAGCAAACGAGAACGAAGUGGACCCUGCCCGCCGUCUGCGUAGCCUGUGGUGAUGCACAUCCAACUAAGGCAUGCUCUGUAAAUAAGGUGGACCAUUCUGCUAAAAAAUUUAGCAACUGUGGGGGAAAUCACACUGCCAACUACAGAGGUUGCCCUGUAAAAAACCCGGUAACCCAAAAAAAAACCUGUAGCUCGAAAACCAGUCAGCCGACAAAACAUACAGUAAUACCAUCAACCGGGAGUUUAUUUCGCUCAGGCGCUAAGCUAUAAGAACGGGUCAUAUGCCUCAGGGGCUAGGCCGACACCUUCCCAAGCCACUGCUGGAAUAACGCAGCAACAGACAUCGAAACAGGGUCCUGAAAUUAUUAAAUUGACGAAUGGGCUAAAACCAAUGUUGGUAACUAUAACAAACAUAAUGGUAGCAAUGCAAAAAACGCUAUAGGAUCUUAUGCGUACACAAAAUCUCCUUUUUGAGCUCUUAAUUAAAAAAAAAUCAGUUAAGAUGAUUUUACUAAUAUUAUCUUUCUGAAAUGCAAAUGGCAUUUCGCAGCACUAAAACUAGCUCUUAGACCAAUAUGACAUUGACGGAAUGCUUAUAUCAGAGACUCAACGAACAAAAAUUAUUUUCAUUUUAAUGGAUAUACAUUGUGUGCGACAAAUUAUCCCGUUGGUAAAGGACAUGAAGGUACUGGCAUUCUGAUCAAGAAUCGCAUUAGACAUUACCAACUGCUAUCAUUUGCAACAACUUAAAUACAAGCAACAUCAAUUCACAAAGACACUUAAACAUAGCCGCCGUAUAUUGUUUCCGUUUCCGAAGCAGAAUUUGUAAAAUAUUUUGCUGGGUGACCGCUUUGUAGCUGCUGGGAUUCACGACUCACCAACCCCAAAGGAAGACAACUGUACAACGCUAUAAUAACACCACGAAACAAGUUUGACUUUAUCUCUCCGGGCAAGCCUACAUACUGGCCAACAGAUCUUAAAAAUAAGGCUGAGAGUCCGAUCUAUCAUCGGAUCACUCUACAAUCUUACUUCACCUUUAUGACCAAAGCUUUCAGAACGCCCACACUUUCUAACUUCUAGUAAAACAGAUUGGCUGAAGACAUCGACAGCUCAGUAGAAGCAUUAGUGUUUAUUAUGAUAUUACUUCAAUAAUACCACCUAGAAAACCUUUCAACAGCAGUAGUGCUUCUAGAUUUAUUAAAGAUCUGCUCCGCAGGAGAGAGUGGCAAGCUCAUAGAUCACCUGGCUCAAAGAAGCGGUUAAAACUAGCCAACAACUUGCUACUUAGAGGGUGAGAGAAGUCAAACUCAGGUAUCCAUUAUUGUAUUCGUUGAAAAGUAUGUAACUGGUAGAAGGAAGCGUUUCCGACCAUAUAAAGUAUAUACAUUCUUGCUCAGGGUCAAUAGCCGAGUCAAACUAGCCAUGUCCGUCUGUUUGAACGUGGAGAUCUCGGAAACUAUAAAAGCUAGAGAUUUGGGACUUGGAAAGCAGAUUCUAGUAGUUACUAAGCAGGUUUAUUUCAAUAUGGAGUUACGUCCACUUUUACGCCCACAAAUCGGGAAAGUAUGAACUGUCCCUCUGAGACAUGUUAGAACGUAAGGGUUGGUUCUGUGUGUGCGUUUCGGUCAUAUCUAUCGGUAGACACAACAUUUUUUGUAAAAUCGAGCUAUUAUUUUAGAAGUUAUACCGCCCCUCUGUUCUACGUCUGCUAGCAGAUGAGAAAGAGAGAGAGAAUGACAGAACUGUUAGCGUUGUAGUAGUUGUGCUGCACGCUCUUAGCUUCAAGUGUUGGCUAUGCAUUUCGACAGAUGGCGCCACCUAAACAUCGAUUGUUUUGCAGGGAAAAUACUUAUUUUGGAGAUUGAAGCUGAGUAACGGGUAUCUAAUGGUCGGACACUCGACGAAAGCGUUCUCUUUUGGUUUAUCAUAGGAAGGUAAACGAUUUUUAAUGAUUUUAUUCAGUACCACUUCAACCUCCGAAGAGACAAGUCGUAUUAGAACAGCAUCGAUCCCGCGUCUGCAAAAAACCCAUUGAGCUUAUCAGCAAAACUUGAAAAACAAAUAUUAAGCACAAAACAAAACAAAAAAAGACAAAAACAAAAAACACACCAUUUCUUACCACUCGGGCGUAAGCCCUUUACAAGCAACCAUGCACGAGCCACCAGACAUAGCAAAAUACACUACGAGAUCGUAUCAACUAGGAGAACCCAAAUUUAUCGUUAUUAAAAGUAAAAAUGAAUCCUCAUUUAAAACCGUUUCACCUUUCAUCAUUGAGAAAUCUGUGGACUUUGCCUGCGGAGGAAGAGUUGAUUCUGUGAAAAAAACCAGAGACGGCGGACUUUUGAUAAAAACAAAAAACAACACACAAACCACAAAACUACUAAAACUUACCAAAAUCGGAGAUAUGGAAAUAACAGCAACCGAACACAAAACACUUAAUUUUUCAAAAGGCGUUAUCUACUGUAAUGACCUUAGAUACAUAGACGAAGAAACAAUCCUCCGCGAACUAAAACCACAGAAAGUAAUUGAAGUCAAAAAAAUAAUGAAGAGACAAAACACCAACAAUAACACCAACACCAACAACUACAGCAACACCAACAAUAACAACAACAACACCAACAACAACACCAACAACAACAACAACCUAACAGAAACCGGACUCAUAAUAAUUACGUUUGAAACCCAUCAACUCCCUGAAAUACUGCGAGUCGGGUAUGAAUCCUUUCGCGUACGCAACUACAUCCCUCUCCCAAUGCGUUGCAGAAAGUGCCUCCGCUUCGGACACCCUGCACCCAUAUGCAAGAGCACCGAAAAAUGUUUAAACUGCUCAGAUGAAAAACACACCAGCGAAGGAGAACUUUGCAAAAACGACAAAAAAUGCCUAAAUUGCGCAAACAAUCCGGAAAUUGACUCACAACACAGCCGUUUGGACCGCAAAUGCCCCACAUUCCUUAAACAACAAGAACUCACUGCCAUAAAAACCACCGAAAAAGUCGAUCAUAGAACUGCUCUGGGUAUAUACUUUGAGCGACACGGAUACAAAACAAGAAACUCUUAUGCAAACACACUUACAAACACCACAACCACAAUAGGAACCCGAUCCCCAAAUACACUCACAUCAACAUCUUCAAAUGCACAAACUACAUCCACAUCCUGCGAUCACAACCAAGCAAACACACCAACCUCAUCUGCAUCAAUCAAAACAACACCGGCACCGGAAAACACUCUCCAAAACCACAACCAACACGACCAAGACGACACCGAAGACAUGGAAACGGACAACAUGAACCCCACCAAAAUAACAACCGCAUACCGAUCUCAACUCACAAAGGAACUUAAACUAAAACUCUUCCCUAAAGAUAAGUCAAACCCUCUAUGUACUAACUUUAAACCAACUAAAUCAAAAGCCAAAUCCUCUAACAAAAACAAACAUACCACUAACAGCGACAGCGAAUCGGUUUAAAAACCACAGAUCUCCCCUA